GUGAAAGUAUUGGCUUUGGAUACUUAGGCUCUGCCUCACUCUAGAGAAAAUGCCAGGCCCAGGAUAAAAGGGCUCCUUUAGCUCUGGGUUCCUCAGUCCUCAACUAGCACAGAUCUUACUGCUUCCACUGACUAGGCUUAUUGACUUCCUCUUGAAAAAUGUCCUGUCAGCAGAACCAGCAGCAGUGCCAACCCCCUCCCAAGUGCCCUCCCAAGUGCCCUCCCAAGUGCCCCACCCCAAAGUGCCCCCCGAAAUGUCCCCCUAAAUGCCCCCCAGUCUCUUCUUGCUGCAGCCUGGGUUCCAGUGGCUGCUGUGGCUCUAGCUCUGGGAGCUGCUGUGCCUCCGGAGGUGGUGGCUGCUGCCUGAGCCACCACAGGCCUCGCAGAUCUCUUCGACUCCGACACCGACACCAGAGCUCUGGCUGCUGCAGCAGUGGCGGUGGCGGUGGCUGCUGCAGCAGUGGUGGUGGUGGUGGCUGCUGCAGCAGUGGCGGGGGCGGUGGCUGCUGCAGCAGUGGCGGUGGUAGUGGCCAGCAGUCUGGGGGCUCUGGUUGCUGCUGCUGACCUGAGCCAAACGACCUCAGAGAAGCAGUGCUGGAGGAACCAACAUGCAGAAAACCUGUUCCUCCCUGCUCACCCUCCCUCCUUUAUCUGUCUUCAUUGUCCUGGGCUCUGAAAGACUGAGCUGUUCCUUUGGAAGGUCAUGAUUUACUUCCAAAUGGUCAGUUUCUCACUCCUCUUCUAUAUUUCUAAAUAAUAAAGUAUCAUGCAGAGCCUCA
Messenger RNA from Cavia porcellus (domestic guinea pig), 778 nucleotides. Its product is annotated as late cornified envelope protein 1A-like. The record is from RefSeq and is a predicted model, not a curated record. The coding region runs from base 159 to 563 and encodes 134 amino acids. Gene Ontology annotation, biological process: epidermis development. Lineage: Eukaryota; Metazoa; Chordata; Mammalia; Rodentia; Caviidae. The transcript has 2 exons.